Myotis brandtii (Brandt's bat) is the source of this 3671-nucleotide messenger RNA. It is a transcript of the gene B4GALT1, whose product is annotated as UDP-Gal:betaGlcNAc beta 1,4- galactosyltransferase, polypeptide 1. Gene Ontology annotation, molecular function: cytoskeletal protein binding; beta-N-acetylglucosaminylglycopeptide beta-1,4-galactosyltransferase activity. NCBI's taxonomy places the organism in Eukaryota, Metazoa, Chordata, Mammalia, Chiroptera, Vespertilionidae. The transcript is spliced from 6 exons. Bases 22 to 897 code for a protein of 291 amino acids. The record is from RefSeq and is a predicted model, not a curated record. Gene Ontology annotation, biological process: protein N-linked glycosylation; carbohydrate metabolic process.
AGCUCCUGUGGGUGGCAGGAGAUGUGCCGGACAUUACCGGAGGCCUCCUGGCUGGCACUGGACCCAAGGUCUGGGGCUGCCACUGACUGCCAAGUGCUAUCCACUCUCAGAGUCGGCCCCAUGCUGAUUGAGUUCAACGUACCUGUGGACCUGACGCUUCUGGCGAAACAGAACCCCGAGGUGAAGGUGGGUGGUCGCUACGCCCCCAAGGACUGCAUCUCUCCUCACAAGGUGGCCAUCAUUAUUCCAUUCCGCAACCGGCAGGAACACCUCAAGUACUGGCUGUAUUACUUGCACCCAAUCCUGCAGCGUCAGCAGUUGGACUACGGCAUCUAUGUUAUCAACCAGGCUGGAGAGUCCACAUUCAAUCGCGCUAAGCUCCUCAACGUUGGCUUUCAAGAGGCCUUGAAGGACUACGACUACAACUGCUUCGUGUUCAGCGACGUGGACCUCAUCCCAAUGGAUGACCGGAACACCUACAGGUGCUUUUCCCAGCCACGGCACAUUUCUGUGGCAAUGGAUAAGUUUGGAUUUAGCUUACCUUAUGUUCAGUUUUUUGGAGGUGUGUCUGCUCUAAGUAAACAACAGUUUCUCACCAUCAAUGGAUUUCCUAAUAAUUAUUGGGGCUGGGGAGGUGAAGAUGACGACAUUUUUAACAGAUUAGUUUUUAAAGGUAUGUCUAUAUCUCGCCCAAACGCUGUGGUUGGGAAGUGUCGGAUGAUUCGCCACUCAAGAGACAAGAAAAAUGAACCCAAUCCUCAGAGGUUUGACCGAAUUGCACACACGAAGGAGACAAUGCUGUCUGAUGGUUUGAACACACUGACUUAUAAGGUGUUGGACAUAGAGAGAAACCCAUUAUAUACCAAAAUCACAGUGGACGUCGGGACACCGAGCUAGCAUUUUGCUACCCUGAUAAAGACCUAAAAAUGGCCAGGGACCCCUGCUGUGUCUCUGCCAACGUGCUGGGCUGGCCCCUCAUUCUUACAAUCAGCGUGAUAGCCCCCUUCGCUCGUCAUUUACAUGCCUUCCCGGAUGACCAGAACAAGUGGGGUAUUUUGCCCCCAGCUUGACGCGGCAUGUGACUUCUUAGCUCUACGAGGCGUUUGUAUGUGUAGAAACUGUCAGCCUCUGGGGGUUCUCAGCAUGUUCACAGUGUCACCCCAAAGAAUCAGUAUAUACAGCCCCAAAUUUGGUGACUGUGGGACUCGUUCCCAGUGGUAAACUGCAAAUUUGUUGUGAAAUAGGUAAGAAUUUUGUUUUAAAUCGUGUAUUCUUAGUACUUUAUGCAAAAUUGGAGAGUGCUGCUGAAAUUGGAUUGGUGUGAUAUUUUUUGGUUGUCAUAUUUUAAACAGAAAAACUGUGUCAACCAUUCUCAUUUUACCGCCCCCCACCCCACCUUCUUUUAGUGCUAUACAACUGUUCCAAUCACUGUGUGUAUCUCUUCUUAGCAAAAGAGUUCUAAAACAUGAGCCUCAGACCUUUUGCCCUGCUAACGUGUGAAUUCCAAGGCAACUUUAGCCAUCAGAGCGAAAUCCUUGGGUGUUCUCACAUUCAGUGGCCUUUCUCCACAUUGCCUGAUUUCCGAAUGUAAAACUUAUUGGAAAGAGCAGGUUGCAGUUUGUAGUAUUUUAAAGACCAAAUCAAAUUCUGAUUACUGAUCUAGCUUGAUUUUGUGUUGAUCCAGAUUUUCAUGGCUGUUUAGUGUUCAAACAUGGCAAUUGAUUUUUCUGAGUAUGUAAACUUGAAUUUCCUAUGUAUUUUUAUUGUGGUGUUUAAAUGUGAGGAAGGGACUGAGCAUUUUUUUAGGGGCGGGACAGGGGGCGAUUCUGUAUGCUGUAGUAGCCAUGAGCAGGCCUCUGAUUUAGCUUGCCGGCCAGGUUUUGUGAAGAACAAAAUCACUUUUGGGUCCUUUGACGGGGCAAGCCCCCCCCAUCCCACCCCACCCCCACCACACACACACACCUCUGCAGGAAGGCAGAAUCCUUGGCCUGCCAGGCAGUGCUCCCCAUCUCUUUACCCUCCCCAGGUGGGCAGGGCGGAGGGAACCUCUACCACCUCCUUGGACUGACACCAAGACCUCCCACCAGGGCGUAGGCUGUGGAGUUGUAAAUGACAGCAGUCAGAACUGUUUACUGGCCCUUAGCCUGGGGAGGUGGAGGGAACCUCGGUUCUGGCCCCUUGGAUGGAAGGGCUGCCUCCCUCAGGUUUGGCCCAACACUGCCUGUCCCACCUUGCAGGACCGGUUCUCCUUCUUCCUCCCCCCUUCUGCCCUCCCCUUUUUUGUUCCUUUGCUUUUUGCCUGUUCCCUAAAACUUGCCUGUGGCACUCAGGGUCAAAUACACUAUUCAUUCUCCAGCAUGAAUGUGCCUUUUAAUUAGAAACAUAGAAAUUCAGCUGAACCCACUCACACUCCCCCAGGACCACUCUGGUGCCUAAAGCCUCCCUUUCCCCCUCGGGGUCUUUAGCAGGUGCUCCCCCUCCUGGGAGGCUGACCCCCAGGGCUGUCUUCUUCAAACCUGCCUCUGCUGGGAGAGGCUUCCAUGCCGGGGGUGAGAUGCACGAGGCAGUUUCAACACUGGGCUAAGGGCCUGAGACUCAGCUGUUUAAUCCCAGGCUUGACCUUUCCGCUGGUGGCCACUCAGACCUCCUGGGAACCAGCCCUCAGUGUGGAUGGAGGCUGAGUUGGUGUCCAGCGCCAGUCUUACCUGUGCCUUUAUUGCUUUGAGCAUCUCAGAUGCUAACUUGGUUCUUUUCCCAGAAGCCUUUGAUUAAAAUUUAUUUUCCACUGCACAAGCUUUGGGGCUAUGCAAAGAGUAUUCCUUCUGUCAAUCCCCUGCUCCUUAACAGAGAUGUUAAUAAAAUUCAGAACAACUGCACUGAGAAGGAGUUUUGGGAAAUGCAAAGAAUGAAGGCCUCUCUUUGUGACCCCAGAUCCUGACUUUUCCAAAGUGCCUUAAAAGAAGGAGACAAAUACCUUGGGAAGUAACUUCUUUGUUACUUACUGUACUCUUUUUUUUAAAAAAAGACUUUUUUUUCCUUCUUUUGUUUUUUUUUAAUAUUUUCUUUCAUGUUACAUUGGAAUAUUCAAGUAUGUGGUUCAUUCUCAGAACCAAGGGAAAUCCUGCGUCAUCUGUUCCUCCUUUGCUCACCUUUGGUGCUCUCAUGGGCGCCACCUGAGCCCAAGGUUAGGCCUGCCGGCCUGCCUGGUUCAUGAGAGGCUGUAGGUCCUGUUUCCUCCCUGGGGAGUUCAGAGCAAGAGGGUUCAGGGGGCAUUUCCUUUACCUGGAAGUUGUCACCAUGAAGUUGUCCUGUUCUGUGCCUUUGUUUCUGUCCUUCCCGUUGCUGGUGACCCUGUGAAGUGGCUUUUGGAGAAGAUCAGAGGGCGGAGGUGGCCCGGGAGGGUAAAGGAAAUGCGGUCUGGCUCUCAGCCUGGGCAGGGUCUCUGCUGACCUCAGGGCUGGCCAUGGGGUGUCCCACACAGCCGGGACAGCAGCGGUCCUGUCCUGGAGACCUGUUGUGCUGUGUGUUUCGAUUUCCUGUGUGUGCAAAUGUAUGUAUUGACUAUUGUGAGUGGGAGGGGGGAAUGUCUGACUUUGAUGUUCAAAACAGAACUGUAUUUUUGCCUUUAAAAUCCAGUAAUAUAACACGAAUAAAUGUCCUUAUCUUUGUAA